GAAGAAGAAGAAGACGAGCAACAAGAAGAAGACGAGCAACAAGAAGAAGACGAGCAACAAGAAGAAGACGAGCAACACUAGACGAACAACACUUGACGAACAACACUAGAUGAAAAAGAAUAGACGAACAAGAACAAGAAGACGAAAAAGAACGCAAAGAUGAGUUCUCGACCGCCGUAUAAAAAGAGUAAACAGCAGCAGGAGGAAGAAACGCUAACAAACAUUUCUGGAUAUGUACAUAAUGUUUCACCUAUUAAAAUAGCAACAAACAACAGCAAAUACUUCGACGCUACAUUUCAAACUGACAAAGACGAGUACCGCCGAACAAUUGUGUUUUCUGCAGAGAAGCACGUGUCCUUUGUUCAAGCCGCGGAGAAAGCAACACUGAUUCAGCUGACUCAUGUUAGAAAGAUUUUAAGUUUUGUGGACAAAGAUGGCUUUGACAUCAAGGUAACAAGAGGAUCAACUCUACAGGUGACUGAACUACCCUUUCGAUGCAAACAACGAAACAACAAAGUGAGCUCUGUCGCUGAACUGAAAUCUUGGACCAGCACAACAGGUGCCGAUGUUAACGUCAAAAUCAGUGCAGUAAGGCCAACAGAGACUAUCAAUGUACAAGGAGUGGACAUGGAGUUGAGCAAAGCAUACGGCAGUGAUGCAACAGCAACGGUAAAGAUCAACUUGUGGAAUGACACCAUCACAGCUGUCGACUUGAACGCCACAUACAAAUUCACAAAUCUCACCACAAGAAAUGCCAACAGAAAGGUUUGGCUGAAUACAACCAAAACCAGUCAUGACAAAAAUAGCUGACAUUGAAGAAGUUGACAUUAAUUACUUGAAUGAAAUGUCUGACGAGGAGGAAACCUACCAGACCACCAAUGCUCAAAUAACAGCCAUUGAAAUCUCACAGACAUGGGAAUGUCCAAUGUGUCGCAAACCACAAAUCGAGUUUCAUAGUAAAUAUCCUACACAUCGAUGUGGAAACUGCAGACUACGACAAAUCAUUCUCUUACAAAACUAUUUCAAGGGCAACGAUGUGUCUGGAUCACACCACAAAAGUUUCUGUUUCUAAUGCUACAAUUUCCACAUAUCUGAAGAAACAAAAUCUCAUACAUUUCAGUUUAGAUGCUGACAUUUUGUAAGACCAUUUCUUACAAAAUGGACCAUUUCAAGUCAUACACACAUAUCAGUUUGCCGUUAUUGACAUCUGUCAAACAGUAGGAUCUGCCUUGCAAACCACUUCAAAGCUACUCAGUAUUAUACACCUCUGUUCUUGCACUUCCCCACAUGCUGGUGGUAAAGACAACAAUUCUGACAGCCUUUCAACUUCCGAAAACAACAUUGCAAGUUUAAUUCUCACAGACAAAGCUAUAUCUGAGACAGAAUGCACAGACAGUGACUUACUUAUGGUAUUUACUGAGAACAUAGCAAAUGAUUGAUUUUUUUUUGUUUUUGUAAAUGCUCUUGAGAAUGCUUGUGUAUUGGAACAAAUGGUUCAAGAAAUAUAUAUUUUUUAAAUUGUGAAGAGAAAUAUUCAAAAGAUGUUGCUACUUUAAAUAUAAUGUGUGAAGAGAUCUUAACAAAAUGUGACAAGAAAUAUUUUCUUUAAAUGUGUGAAGAGAAAUAUUAGUGAUGAGAAAUAAUUUCUUUGAAAGUGUGAA
Hypomesus transpacificus is the source of this 1661-nucleotide messenger RNA. RefSeq lists its product as uncharacterized. The coding region runs from base 160 to 810 and encodes 216 amino acids. The record is from RefSeq and is a predicted model, not a curated record. The transcript is spliced from 3 exons. Lineage: Eukaryota; Metazoa; Chordata; Actinopteri; Osmeriformes; Osmeridae.